GGAUUUGAUGUGUACUAUUGCAAUGACGGAAAUUGAGUUUCUGAUUUUUGUUUAUUUGCAUGUUCAGAUAUUGGCUGCACAUCGUUAUGGUAUCAAACGGGUUAUCCUACCGGAGAGGAACUUGAAGGACUUGGUUGAAGUGCCAUCAGCUGUUCGUAACUGCAUGGAGAUAGUGUUGGUAAAGCGGGUGGAAGACGUGUUGGAACAGGCAUUUGAGGGAGGUUGCCCUUGGAGACAGCGUGCAAAAUUAUGACAGCCCCUGGGUCUAAUUAUUAAUUAACAGAUCUUUGAUGUUGAUGGUCUUGUUCUAGCUGUCAGUGGCUCCACCAGCAUAUAAAACAGCAAUCUAUUCACAAACUUGAUCCAUUGACAGGAACUCCUCCCUGUAUUGAUCAUAGGUUGGGAAAACAUGUAACGAGAAGAUUCAUUCUGGGCACAGAAGGAUCCCUGUCAUCCGUGUUUCACUGCAGUCUUCGGUUGACAUCAUCAAUUUAUAUAAAUAAAAGUUCUGCAUAGUUGUUCCUGAGUCCCGAUUUGUAUUUUAGACCGGGCAAUGAAAGUCCCUGAUACACUCACUCAUCCAGUAUUCUGAUUCUGUAUAAACUGUUGUUUAUUCAAGCAAUGAAUUCUAAUUAUUUGU
Messenger RNA from Telopea speciosissima, 640 nucleotides. RefSeq names its product lon protease homolog 2, peroxisomal-like. The transcript has 2 exons. The record is from RefSeq and is a predicted model, not a curated record. Gene Ontology annotation, biological process: protein targeting to peroxisome; protein processing; protein catabolic process. Bases 8 to 253 code for a protein of 81 amino acids. Gene Ontology annotation, molecular function: serine-type endopeptidase activity; ATP-dependent peptidase activity; ATP binding. NCBI's taxonomy places the organism in Eukaryota, Viridiplantae, Streptophyta, Magnoliopsida, Proteales, Proteaceae. Gene Ontology annotation, cellular component: peroxisomal matrix.